GUGUAAAUACAAAUAGCGAAGGUAGAAUUUGCCACACACCACUGGUUCUUCAAUCAACCAUGUAUAUAGUUUAUCUGAUUCACGAUACAUACACUUCGACGUCUAGCUUAAAAACCAUUACUAGAUUGUCUCAGUUUAGCUGCCACCAGGACCUGGUUUGAUGUUCUCGCUGGAAGAAAUCAAGAACUGUAAUUGUUUGGUUGACUUCUCUCCGUAGGGGUUUAAUUGCUAUUUACACUGGAGAUUAAUCAGACUUCGCCGAUAUGCGGUUGCCAAGAGAAGACUUACUCCUGAUUAUAGUUCACUUGCAAUUGGUUUAUGGUUUAUUGAAGAAUUCGCAUGGGAUUCCAGAUCACAACCAAGGCAAUUUUAUCAACCAACUAMACGACUACGAUAUUGUGAUUCCAACUAAAGUGGAUAAAGAUGGUACAUUUAUUUCCCAUGCUGUACAUCAUGAUGUUGAAGAAGGUGACACAGAGGAAGCGAGUGACAUCCAGUACAAGAUACCUGCAUUYGGUAAAGAACUUCAUUUGGCUUUGACGCGCCAUGUAAAAUUUAUUGCACCUGGAUUUGUCGUCCAAGAAGGAACACGUUUAAGACAACAUAAUCACARGUGUCAUUUCAGUGGGCGCCUCAAGGAUCAGCCUGGCUCGACGGUGUUUGUGAGCAACUGUCGUGGAUUGGAAGGUGUUAUCCAGGAUCCUAAUGGUGAUCAUAUUUUCAUUGAGCCGGUACGUGGGUAUCUUAAUAAAACACACGAUGUCAAGCAUCCACACCUUGUUUACAAACGAUCAGCAGUUAAACCAGCAGUUGAUGGAAGGCCAGGCUGCGAUACUCAAGAAAAAAUAUCGCUAGCUCAACGUAAAAAGGAACCUUAUCUGGAACUGAUACGUGAGUACAGUCAUGAUCGUCAACGACGGUCAAUAUCAAGUGAGCGUAAUGUGGAGGCACUGGUGGUUGCUGACAAGACUAUGUAUGACUUUCAUAAAGAUGACGUGGAGAACUAUGUCCUCACCGUUAUGAACAUGGUGAAUAAUAUAUAUCGUGACCCGAGCAUCGGCAAUGCCAUCAACAUAGUKGUGGUACGACUGAUAAUACUGAAAGAAGACCAGCCGGAUUUGAAUGUAACACAUCAUGCAGAUGACACUUUAGUGAGCUUCUGUCGAUGGUCCACGUCUGUUAAUCCUAAAUCUGAUAACCACCCUAAYCAUCAUGAUCUUGCUAUACUUGUGACAAGACGUGAUAUCUGCAAAGGAAUUAACGAGCCCUGUGGCACUCUUGGUCUGGCUCAAGUAGACGGCCUCUGCACGAGACGAAAAAGUUGUAAUAUUAACGAAGAUAGUGGUCUCUUGGUAGCAUAUACAAUAGCACAUGAAAUAGGACACAACAAGGGCUGGGGUUGGUGUCUAAACGAUGCACCAACACCACAUCCUGAACUCCAGGGCCCCAAGGUAUUACCUGGUGUGCUAUACGAUACUGAUUAUCAGUGUAAGAUACAAUACGGAAUGAAUUCAUCACACUGUGUGGGUGUAACGGAUCUUUGUAGUACCUUAUGGUGUAAAGUUGGUCAUUCUUGUCAGUCCAAACUAGAACCUGCUGCUGAUGGUACCGAAUGCGGURAAGACCAGAUUUGUUACAAUGGUGAAUGCAUCAAGAAAGCAGAUCUGCCUAAAAGUGUUGAUGGUGGUUGGGGCUCGUGGAGCAACUGGAGCGAGUGUUCACGAUCAUGUGGGGGUGGAGUGUCCUUCUCACAGAGACAGUGUGACAGCCCCAGACCUAUAGCAAACGGAAAGUACUGCAUUGGGAAAUGGAAGAAAUACAAGAUGUGUAAUGUCCAGGAAUGCGAGAAGGGAGCAAAAGAUUUCCGAGAUGAGCAGUGCUCCAAAUACAACGACAAAUCAUACCAAGAUAGAAAAUAUCAAUGGAAAGCCUUCGCUGUUCAUGAUCGUCCUUGUGAAUUACACUGUUCUCCUAAAGGAAAUUAUGGAUUGUAUAUCAGGAAAAAAUUUUCUGAUAAAGUCAUUGAUGGUACGAAAUGCUAUCCCGAUAAAAGACAAGUCUGCAUCGAUGGCAGGUGUGAAUACGUAGGAUGUGAUAACGUUCUUCACUCUAAUGCUAUGGAAGAUCGAUGCGGUGUUUGUCGUGGAGAUGGCUCGACAUGUGAGACGAUUAGCUCGGUAUUCAACCAGACAACGGGCACAGGUUACGUGGAGACCAAAAUCAUCCCUGAAGGUGCGCGUAAUAUCAGAGUAGAGGAAGUUGCUGGAGCUCAUAAUUACUUAGCUUUAAGGUCGUCUACAGGGAAAUACUACCUGAAUGGUCACUGGUAUAUACAGUGGAGUGGGGAAUACAAGGCAGCAGGGACUGUUGUACGAUAUACAAGAAAACACAACAAAGAAACAUUUGUAGCUGAUGGUCCUACUAACAGUGAUCUGCAUAUUAUGUUACUAUUCCAGACACGAAAUCCUGGUGUGAAAUUCAAGUACACAAUACCAAAGAAGGACAUCGAAAAAGUAAAAAAUACGCUUCAGUUUAAUUGGCGUUACAGGGACUGGUCACCAUGCUCGACCACUUGUGGCAUAGGUACCCAGCGGUCAGAUGUCAUAUGCUACGAACACAUUGGGAACUCACCUGUUGACGAUAGAUAUUGUAAUGGUACAGAACGACCUGACGAUAAACAACGCGCCUGUAACGAGAACCCUUGUCCUGCCACUUGGUAUAAAGGGCCAUGGCAACCAUGUUCCAAGUCCUGUGGUCAAGGAGUAGCUGUCAGGUCUGUUCUGUGUGUCAGAAGUAUAAAGAAUGACGAGCAGAUUGCUCUAAAGGACAGCGCCUGUGCUAAAGCAAAGCCUAAAACAGUUCGUAGCUGCGCCAAAAGAUCGUGCCCUCCUCCUUGGAAAGUGGGCAACUGGACAAAGUGUUCGGUGACUUGUGGUCGAGGUACUCAGCGACGUACAGUUAUCUGUCAGAGUGCUCACACCACUCGCUCACCAUGUGACAAGAACUCAAAACCAAUCACAUGGCAGUAUUGUAAUGAUGGGUCAUGUAAGAUUGCUAACAAAUAUCUUUUUUCUAAGUUUUCACUGGAGUCGAGGUUCAACGAUGAACUCAAUGUCGUGGAUCGAGAGCACGAAUCACCAUAUUCAUUUACCCAUGAUGCUACGGGGGUAGUUACUUGUAAGGGAGGCAAGUGUCGAGACUGGAUCCUGGGAAGCUGGAGUAAGUGUUCUGUGAAAUGUGGCCAAGGAGUUCAAACGCGUCGUGUUUACUGCCCUGGUUCACACAGAUACUGUAAUCCAUUAGUCAAACCUGCUAAACACCGCAAGUGCCGCAUGAAGCCUUGUCUUGCAUGGAAGGCAGGAGCAUGGACCAAGUGCUCUGUGACUUGUGGCAGCGGCAUGCGUAAGAGAAUAGUCAAGUGUUAUAACAAAGACACAGGUCGUGUAACGGCUGGAUGUUCGAAAAUCCAAAGACCCAAACAUUACGAGAAAUGUUCAGCUGGGAAAUGCCCUGUCAAGAAGAAAGAAACCAAGAAAAAAUGUCCAGAAUAUGGAAAGGAUGCUUCCUUUUGUAAAUUAGUUGGACUUCAUGGAUUUUGCAAAUUCUCUCACUGGAGGAACCGAUGUUGCCUGACUUGUGCAGGACGGCCUAAAUCUAUAUUCUGAUCCUGCCAUCGAUAGGAUCUAGUUGAAUUGGAUCAAGGCGCGAUUUUGAAAAAAAGCAAGAAAAAUGGACAUGAAGUAACAGCUUCACAAACACGUGACUGCGGUAGCACCGAAAUAUGGUCUUACGUUGAACAUCACGCCAUAUCAUGGCACAUAGCUUUGACCACUCCGACACCCAAGCUAUACGUCUUGUAGUCCUUGUAGAAACGCCAUGGACAAUAUAAAGCAUUGUAGAAUUAUUAUCAUAUUAGCUAAAUAUAAACAUAGUUAAUAUUAUCUAUUAACUAUGAUAUAAAGCAGCAUUUGUUGAACAGAGAAAGACAAACUUGUCUUGUCUUGUCGGACUAGAGAAUACGUGAUUCGUCACGCCAUAAAUGAAAUAAACAGCUCAAUGUGAA
This is a messenger RNA of Actinia tenebrosa (Australian red waratah sea anemone), 4063 nucleotides long. RefSeq names its product A disintegrin and metalloproteinase with thrombospondin motifs 6. Gene Ontology annotation, biological process: proteolysis; extracellular matrix organization. NCBI's taxonomy places the organism in Eukaryota, Metazoa, Cnidaria, Anthozoa, Actiniaria, Actiniidae. The record is from RefSeq and is a predicted model, not a curated record. Gene Ontology annotation, cellular component: extracellular matrix. Gene Ontology annotation, molecular function: metalloendopeptidase activity.